Molecule: messenger RNA, 1447 nt
Organism: Phymastichus coffea
Lineage: Eukaryota; Metazoa; Arthropoda; Insecta; Hymenoptera; Eulophidae
Exons: 4
Coding region: 270-1232 (320 amino acids)
Cellular component (GO): cytoplasm
Molecular function (GO): glutamine synthetase activity
Source: RefSeq, a predicted model, not a curated record
ACAAUACGAACCGUUGGAACAGCCAGCUACCGUUUUUCACUGUUAAUCGAACGUACCCGUCAUAACAUAACGUACCUUGCUCUUUCAAGAAAAUAGUAUCUUGAUCAACCUUGCCAAUCGUCGAGAACAAGGAACGUUUUCGUUCAACGUAAAAAGUAAAGAGGACAAAUACUAUUGUACCUGAAGUGUAUUUUCCAAGACUUGAUUAUUAUUCAUCAAGAAGAAAUUCUGAGGACAAUUUCGAAGGUUCUAGAGAAGACGGCCUAAGAAUGAGUGCGCCUCAAUUAACAACAUCAACAAAGAAGUAUUGGGAUUUGAAGGACAAGACGGUGAGGGCAGAAUAUGUAUGGGUGAACUUUUCUAAUCAUUUUUGGAAGAUAUUCAGUAAAACAAGAAACCUUGAUUCAAUGGAAUGGUCCGCUCCGAUUUUCAAAUCUGCGAAAAUCCCCAGAUGGAAUUUCGAAGACCUGUACAACUCGGGAUCUUUACAGCCAGCGGUAAAUUUUGAUGAUCCCUUCCGACCUAAACAUAGCUACAUCACCUUGUGUGAAACCUUCCUGGAGGAGGAGGUGCCCAUGCCGUUUACGCGGUAUCGUAAGGACUGCCGCACUAAAGCUACCGUGGCUCGUUUGGACGGCCAUUAUUUCCACAUCGAGCAAGAAUUUCAUUUCGAAGAGUAUGCCAACAUAGAGUUAACUAUUGCACACAAGGACGUCAUUAGAAAGGUGUUAGACUGCUUUUAUAAGGCUGCUAAUUACGCCGGCUUAUGCAUAUGCUCUUUCAACUUGCGCAAUAAUCGCCUUUUUAAAUACGUGACUGGACCAAGCAAUGCCCUGCGCGUAUGCGACGAGUUGUGGAUGUCUCGUUUCAUUUUCCAACGCGUCGCAGAAGAAUUCCACUUGACGCCUUGUUUCGGUCCACUAAUAUCGGGCGACGUAGCACACAAUACUUACAUUUUUUCAUCAUUUAAUAUGCGCGAAGGAAGCGAUCAAGAAGCAAUGGGCGAGGCUCAGAUUUGGUUAGAAGGAUUGCAAACUAAAUUUACCCGGAUGAUGCGAUCUAGCAUCAUCUUCGAUGAGAGGAUAAGGCCGUCACCUACCUACGCUUUAUUUGAUAAUAAAGGUCGUACGCAUCUCGAAUUAAAAAUAGCAUGUGACAUUGAUCCGUACGUAGUCACAAAAUCAAUUAUUAUGGCAGCUUCUUCAAUUGAGUUUAAUGUACAAAAUACUUAAUUACUUGCUUCAUUCGUUUAUACUUAUCUUUAUAGGCUAACUAGUAUUAGUCUGUCACACUUUAGUUACUAUGUUGAAAUAUUAUUACGACGUCUAUACAUGUCCUUAUAAUUUUAUUGCCUAGCUUGUUACUUAAUGCUCCGUUCGCAUUCGAUGCGCUCGCUUGCCUCAAUCUACCAAUCAUACAAAUUUCAAUCCUAAUAAAUAUUAAGAAA